Pygocentrus nattereri (red-bellied piranha) is the source of this 5489-nucleotide messenger RNA. RefSeq names its product pbx/knotted 1 homeobox 1.2 (gene pknox1.2). The coding region runs from base 1368 to 2816 and encodes 482 amino acids. Gene Ontology annotation, biological process: regulation of transcription by RNA polymerase II; angiogenesis. Lineage: Eukaryota; Metazoa; Chordata; Actinopteri; Characiformes; Serrasalmidae. The record is from RefSeq and is a predicted model, not a curated record. Gene Ontology annotation, molecular function: RNA polymerase II cis-regulatory region sequence-specific DNA binding; DNA-binding transcription factor activity, RNA polymerase II-specific. The transcript has 11 exons.
UUUUUACUCCCUAUCAAUCAGGGCGAUCUCGGCUCCGCGCUAUAAUGCCCCGGGCGCGCAGUAAAGAGGGCUGCCCGAGGGGAGAAGCGUCCCGACCGUCUGCUUUUUCCGACUCUGACGUUAGAGGAAAAAAAGGAGAAUAUGAUGGCGGUUUGGGCUGACGGAGGACGAGAGCGCAAGGCAGCGGCGAGGGCCCGCUGUGUUUUUUUAUGAUCUUUUGUACAAGCGGCGAAUGGCGGGCAGCUCGGAUCGUAGGGAGGGAUAGUCCUGCUGUCCCUAGAUUGAUUGAUAGGCGAUGGGCAGGCUUUUAUUUUCGUUAAAGAAACAGACGCGAUGUGUUUUUUCUCCCUUUUUUUCCUCGCAAGUCAGAAAAGAAGCCGUUUUUGUCUCUUCGCGGAGCGGACGGCGGUUUUUUCGGUUUGCUUUUUAUGUCGCGAGGCUGAAGUUUGCUUCCUUUUCGCCAGCGUCUUAUUCGAAUUUUCCGUUCCACCUUAAAUGGUGCAGCCGUUACAGAGUCUAAGCGUUGCACCAUUUAAGGUGGAACGGAACAUUCGAAUAAGAAGCUAGCGAAUUUAUCGGAUUUGUGUUUAAAUAGUUUCGAGAGCGCGAUUUGCGUAACUGUGAGACGGUGGUGUAUGUUAGUCGGUCUGUGUUGAGGAAGGUAGUUCCUCCUGUUUUAUUAGCCAGAGUAACGCUAAGUGAAGUCAGGGCAUGUUAUAAAACACGUUCAGGGGUAACAUGGCGGCUGUGGUGGCGUUUAGGAGCAGAUACGAAAAUAACUCCCCAGCGUAGCUAACGGACGAACCGCCUUCUCUGCUCGCCGCCGUUCAUUUUGGUGGCUAAACUGCGAUUGGGCUCAACAAGGGCCGGGCUAAUGCUGCCUGCAGCAGGUCGUUUGGUGGAAAGACGAGUCGGAAUGAGCUCCGUGGCUUGUCCGCUUGUUCCGUGCGACCGCCUUUCCUCACAGCAGCCCCACGAAGUCGGUCUGCUGUAGCGGACGAAGCCCAAGUCGGCUUGAUACUCGAGUGUUUUGUUCGCAUGUUAACGUUCCACCUUAAAUGGUGCAGCAUUUACAUUCUGGCGCCUGUAACUGCUGCACCAUUUAAGGUGGAACGGGGAAAUUCGAAUAGGAAGCCAGCUUCAGCUCGUUUCUGCUGUAAGACUACAUGAAGGCAGUUUCACUGUCUGUCUUCGUGGCUCAGUUUAACGUGACGCUAAUCUCUCAGUUAAACCACAGCCGAGAUAUAAAUGCAAAUAGCUGUGCUAACUAACUAACUAGCUGGCUGGUUCUGGUGAAGAAGAAAUGUUGUUGCUCUCCAUGACCCCCCCACCCCCGCUAUGAGUUGCAAGUUCACUUUAGGAGUUGAAUGACCUCGAAGUCUUGGACACAACACACACAUCUUAUGUUUCAGUCCAUGCAUGCCCUUGUGCCACAUUUAGAAAGUUGUGGUGCUGAAACUGGGUGCGCUAGAAAUGCUCAAGUGUUGUCAGCAGCAACAGUAACUAUGAUGACUUCCCCAUCGGUGGCCAUGGAGGAGUUCCAGGAGGCUGAACAGAUGCAAGAGGAGGAGCAUGCAGUGGGAGAAACGAAGGAGCAGUUGGAGGAGGAAGAGGAGAAAGAAGAGGAAGAGAGCGACCCAGUGCCAGCUGAACCACAGACUCCCAUGGAAGCCCAAAAAGCUGCCAUCUACAGACACCCCCUGUUCCCCCUCCUAGCACUGCUCUUUGAGAAGUGUGAACAGUCCACACAAAGUUCGGAGUGUGUGACGUCAGCAAGUUUUGAUGUAGACAUCCAGAACUUUGUCCGGAGUCAAGAGAAAGAGAGCAAGGCCUUCUUCAGCGAAGACCCAGAACUCGACAGCCUGAUGGUAAAGGCGAUCCAGGUGUUGCGGAUCCACCUGCUGGAGCUGGAGAAGGUGAAUGAUCUGUGUAAAGAUUUCUGCAGCCGAUAUAUCGCCUGCCUGAAGACCAAAAUGAACAGCGAGACUCUGCUGAGUAGCACUGAUCCUGGCAGUCCAUACUCACCUACACAGACCCCGAGCUCUUUUGCUGGGACUGUAAGUCCUCAGGGUAUUGUAGUACCAGCAUCCGCCUUGCAACAGGGCAGUGUUACCGUGACAACGGUAAACCCAACACAGGUAGUGUCAGGUGGUACUGUGUAUCAGCCAGUUACCGUUGUGACUCCAGAAGGCCAGAUGGUCACUCAGGCGCUUUCACCUGGCACGAUACACAUCCAGAACUCACAGCUCCAGCUGCAGCUGAACCAGGAUCUGAGUUUCCUGAGUCAAGAUGAAGGCUCAUCUAAGAGCAAACGGGGCAUUCUCCCUAAACAUGCCACCAGUAUCAUGCGCUCCUGGCUCUUCCAGCAUAUUGGGCACCCGUAUCCAACAGAAGAUGAGAAGAAGCAGAUCGCCCUGCAGACUAACCUCACCCUGCUACAAGUCAACAACUGGUUCAUUAAUGCACGGAGGCGGAUUCUGCAGCCCAUGCUGGACGCCAGUUCAUCAGACACACCCAAGAGCAAAAAGAAGACGCCACAGACACGCCCACUCCAGCGCUUCUGGCCUGACUCCCUCGCUUCCACUGUCUCCCAGCAACAGGUUGCCAUGGAGGACGGCACCAUGGUAGCAGUUGGCAUGGUAACUGGAGAAGACGGGCUGCAGACGCUGACAUCAGAUGGAGCGACACUGGCCAUGCAGCAGGUGAUGAUGGGAGGGCACAGCGAGGACGAUGACGAAGACGAUGAAGACGAAGAGGACAAUCUAUCCCACUCCGACAUGACCAGGCUAGGCCUGGAAACCAGCGACUCACUGUAGGAACAAGAAACUACUCACGUUCACACUCGCACACAGACAGAGGGACAUGUUAAAGUGUAUUAUUAACAUGACAGCAAAUGCAAAAAGUGAGGGGGUAAGAGAGAAGUAGAAAGAAAUGAGAGAGAGAAGGAAGGCGAGAGACAUUUGCUCAUUGCAGCAUUUAAACGAAUGGUCAUGGACUGCAUAUCACACUCAAGUUGUCAAACAGCUUGAUGAAUAAUAAAUUGAAGGCUCAAAGCCAUACACGCCAAAACAUAGUAUACACACGCAGACACCUGAAAGGAAAAAAAGCACAAGUGUACUACAUGUCUGGGGUUUCUCUACAUGUCUCGCACAUUGGUGAUAUGCAUCAGUUUCAUUUCAGAAACUUUUUUUUCUGUUUGUUUAUUCAGCAGCACACAAGAAACCUCAUGCACUUUUUAUAUGUUACUGUAAACGGCCGUGUUGAAAACACAGCAAAAAAAAGGAAAGAAAAAAAACAAAAAGAAAACUUAGGUCAAUGCUGGAUGAUUUGGCUUUACUCGUCUUUGUCUACUUGAGUAUCAAGACAAUGAGAUUACGUCUCUUGCAUGCCUGUGUUUGCAUCGUUUUCAGGCACCAGAGAAGAAGAGAAGAAGAAAACUAUUUUUAUAUUACACUGUCAAAACAAAUUGGUGCCGGUUUUGUGAGGUUUUUUUUUUUUUUGGCUCAGUUUCGCUGCAUUUUUGGAUAGUUUAUGUUAGCAAUGAGAAAAAAAAACACAUUUUGAUAUGAUGGCCCAGUUUUGGGGAAUUUUGAUAACGCUUCAUAACUGAAAUACUCUGAAAGUGGUUUUGCUAUAGUAAUAAGCUCUGAAGUAGAAUGGGGAAAAACAAGGCCUUACAUCUUUCAUGUUUCAUAUCAUAACAUGAGACUGGGCUCAUUUCUGCUUUAAAGGUCCAACAGCAUGUCCUCUUCAGUCAUAAUCGCCAUGGAAACCAUCACACAUACAAAAGAUCAAUAAUAAAUUAUGUAUGUUCACUUUAAGGUCAGUAUUUAUAAUGUGAGAAGGGACACUCAUUUUGUUUUGAUAAUUAAAACAUAAUCAUGAGGUGGUUUUUGGAAACACGACUCCACGAUUUCUUUGUUUAUCCCAAUUGUUGCACUGGAAAACUGGUAAACAAAAUCAUAAGCUACUAGCUGCCCUUUUAGAGUGUGCUUUAUCAAGAGUUCACCAACCAUCACAAUCAAGCCGAGACAUUUAGUGCUCCGAGUAUGUAAAAAAUUUUGCAUGGGUUUGUGCUUUAUUGCUGUAAAGUAAACAUAAACACUAUUAUUUACCAACAUCAUAUACUUUACAGUAGAACACGUGUAGGCCUACAGACAGUGUGUGGUUUUGCACGAUGUAAACUAUUAAGAAAAUGUACAGUCGGCCAGUUUCCACUUUGAAUCUCACUCCUGGUAUGUACCAUUUCACAUUCAGUAAAACUGUAGCCGGUGUUUUAUUUUCUUCCUCUUUUUUGGACUGUAUUUUUGCCAAAUAUGAAUAUUUCUUUGCAUUUCAAGAUCCGUCCGUUUUUGAAGUAUGAUGUCAUUUCUCAAACUGGAUGAGUUGAUUGCUGUUCAGUUUGUCAUUUUCAAGUGAGGCGCUUCAGCUUUCUCAUCAAACUGGGUUCUUAUUUUCAGCCGUCGUCUUGUGAUGCAGUGGACGAGGUCAGAUGAUGGCGAACAUGACCUCAGUUAGCUUUGCAUGGUGGCUUUCCACACGCAGCAUGUUUCCCUUUGAGAUUUAAAGGAACACUUCACCCAAACAUACUAAUGGAGGCUAAUAUGGCGUAGCUAACAAUGAAUGAAAUGAUGAAUUGAUCAGAUUUAGUUGGCAAAAUGCUACCUUGCACCUACUAGCUUUCUUUCAUCAAAACUUUGGGUGAAAUAUUCUUUUAAACAAUUCACUUUUUCUUUUUUUUAGGAUACUCUUGCUGCUUUUCACACACGCUCAUGUUUGCCUUUAUCUGUUUUGUAAUAAACUCAAUUACGUACAGUGUUUUUGCUUUUGCGUUUUUUUUUUCUUUUCUGUAUAGCUUGUAAAAACUACAGAACGAAUGCUGUUAUAUAAUUCUCUGCUCAUAAAUAUACUCUUUGAAUGCUCACUAAGCAUAAAUGCUUAAAAUUAUAUAUAUUAAGUGGGUAUACCACUGGAUUUGCAAAAUUCUGCAUAAUUCACUGGUUGCAUUGUAAACAAAGUCAUGCAGAUUAGAUUUAUGUGAAACGUGAACAUACACAUUUUUUUUAGUAAUGUUAAUUACAUGUAUUUUUUUAGUUUUUAUAGUAAUGUUAAUGUAAAAAAAAACUUGGCAUAUUUUGUCUUACACUCAGUUACAUUUAGUGUGUUAUCAAAAAAAUGUUUUACAACAAAAUUCUCUCUCAAGCAUUAAACUCUUUGGUUGUCUGGUUCCUACUGAUCAAUUCUGGCUCAGUAAGAUUCUCUAGAAUGGAAUUUUACACCAAACCACUCUGAAUGACUUUGUUUAUAGCUUAACCAUUAAAUUUUGCAGAAAUUUGGAAAAAUUUAUAGAAUUCCAAAUGAAAAGCAGUGCAGUAUCAUGUUUGUCCACAAGAAGUAGCUCUGAAGCAUAUUUAUUUUUGUUUCCCACCAAUGAAGGAGUGCUAACUGAAGCUGACAUUGAACAUAAAAAUAUACAACUUUACAAUUUU